Molecule: messenger RNA, 863 nt
Organism: Benincasa hispida (wax gourd)
Lineage: Eukaryota; Viridiplantae; Streptophyta; Magnoliopsida; Cucurbitales; Cucurbitaceae
Product: pathogen-related protein-like
Source: RefSeq, a predicted model, not a curated record
UCCUGUUUUUUGGUUAAUUAAAGAAAAGAAUGGAAUCUAUUAAGAUGAGCCUUGAAGAAACCAGCAUUGUUGCCGAUAAGUACAGAGUUUUCUUGAAUUUGGAGGAUCCUACCAUUCAAUGGAGGCAUGGAAAGCCCCCAACUUAUGAAACUGUUAACCAGCUCUUUGAAGAUGGCAGAACCAAGGAGUGGCCAAAAGGAUCUCUUGAAGAAACAGUGCAAAAUAUUAUAAAAUCAUUGCAAGUGGAGUUUGCUCACAAGACUAGAUUAGAGGAUUUCAAGGCCAUAAACCCUCAGAAAUUCAACGUUUUUAUCAAUGGAAGAGAGGGACUAUCAGUAGAAGAUGUACUAAGGAUUGGAAACCUCAAUGCUUUACUAAAGAGUAGUCUACCAAAGGAGUUGCAAUUUUACAAAGUAGAGGAAGAAACACAAGAAUCAGCUCAUAAUGACUUCAAGACUUGUUUUCCAAGAGGAUUUGCAUGGGAAGUUAUUGAAGUUUAUUCACCUCCUCCUUUGAUUGCUUUCAAGUUUAGGCAUUGGGGUUUCUUUGAAGGUCAUUUCAAAGCCUAUUCCCCAACUGGUGAAUUAGUUCAAUUCUAUGGCAUGGCAACUCUCAAGGUAGAUUCAUCAAUGCAAGCUGAAGAAGUUCAUAUCUACUAUGAUUCAACAGAGCUAUUUGGAGGUCUAUUAAAGGGCAAAAAAAAUAUUGAUUCUGAAUUAUUCAAAACAACUGAUUGUAAUUCAGCUGCCUCUGCCUGCCCAAUCUUCAAUUGAGUAGUAGUUUCAAUAUUAAUAAACAAAAAUAAUUAAUGUAUGUGAUGAAGUUGUAAGCUUCAAUAAAUUCUAUGCAUUAUUGUUCAAUAA